AUGGAUCGUACAGGAGAUUAUUACGACGAAGAAAAUAACACGAAGGAAGAUUUCUGCACGAUUAAAUUUUUAGAAUUUCUGUUGCGGUAUGAUUAUGUAUAUCGCCAGGAUUGCGAGGAAGAUUUUAAACUGAAUCUAUCAGAAAAGGAUAAAAGUCAGUUUCUGCAAGAGUGCGGAAAUUUCUUUCGAGGUAUUAAUGAAACGGAAGCUUCUAGGAAAAUAACAUUUAUAAAAAAACUUUACUGUAAAGAAUUAGAUAGAUUGCAAAAGACUUCAAACAGUACGGAUGGAUCGAAAUAUCCUUGGUUUUCUCUAGCAGAUAAACUAUUUCGAAAAACAUCAACUCCAGCAAUUGCGAUAGCUUCUGCUUCACAGCCUUUGGAGGAUAUGGAAAAAUUACAAGAUGAAAUUACUUCUCUGGCCCAAGAAGGAAAUUUAACAACGAUGCCUGAAAGAUCUGUAUUAUAUAAAUCUUCAUUAAGUUAUUCUCCUGAAAAUCAGCAAUAUAUGCCAAGAAAAUCUAAUAUACCGAUGUCUACAUCGUGUUUAGAUCCACCUUUAACGAUGGGUAAUGAAUCGAUGAAACAGGAUUGUACAUCUAAUAUCGCCAAAUCGCCAACUGCUGCUGUUUCGAUAUCAACGACAUCUAGUAAUCCUUCUCCUGUAUCGAUCAGGAAUUGUUUUUCGUAUUCUGCCAUAUCAUCUUCAUCCCCAGCUGAUAGAAUUUCUGCAUCGCCCACACAUUCCUACAUCACACCCAGAAUUUCUACAUUGCAUUUCUCGUCUAUGGACUGGAAAUCUAUAUCGCCUGCAGACAAAUCGCCUCCUGCAUCCGUUGACCCAUCGCCCCCUACAUCCGUUGGAGCAUCGCCAAAUAUACCCGUUGGUGUAUCGCCUCCCACAUCCAUUGGCGCAUUGCCUCCCACAUCCGGUGGCGAAUCGCCUACUGUAUCAGUUGGCCCAAUGCCUACUUCGUCUGGAACAAUGACUGCGUUUUGUCUAUCGCCACCAAAAUCAAUGCAUUAUGAAUCAACGAACUUAAAAUGUUGCAUUACUAAUACAUUAGCCACGAACUCGAUCCCCGGUUUGCCGAAUGCCAAUGUUUCAAUACCAUCGACAUCACUUGACACUGGAUAUGUUACAUACAUGAUGCCUCUUUCGCACGUGUAUUCGAAUUUUGAUUCAACCCUAAACUGGACCUCUACUCGGGCAGCAAUCAGGAAUCCUACACCAGCAGCAAACAAGAAUUCUAAUCCAGCAGCAAACAGGACAUCUACUCCAGCGACAGUCAGGACAUCUACUCCAGCGACAGUCAGGACAUCUACUCCAGCGACAGUCAGGACAUCUACUCCAGCGACAGUCAGGACAUCUACUCCAGCGACAGUCAGGACAUCUAAUCCAGCGACAGUCAGGACAUCUAAUCCAGCGACAGUCAGGACAUCUAAUCCAGCGACAGUCAGGACAUCUAAUCCAGCGACAGUCAGGACAUCUAAUCCAGCGACAGUCAAGACAUCUACUCCAGCUGCAGUCAGAACUUCUGCUCCAGCGACAGUCUGGACUUUAGCCGCGAACUCGACUCCCGGUAUGCCGAAUGCAACUGUUUCAAUACCAUCGACAUCUCUUGACUCUGGAUAUGUCACAUACAUGAUGCCUCUUUCGCAUGUUUAUUCGGGUUUUGAUUCAACUGCAAACUGGACCGCUACUUCAGCAGUAAUCAGAACUUCUACAGCAGCAAAAAGGACUUCUACUCCAGCAGUAGUCAGGACAUCUACUCCAGCAACAGUCAGGACAUCUACUCCAGCAACAGUCAGGACAUCUACUCCAGCAACAGUCAGGACAUCUACUCCAGCAACAGUCAGGACAUCUACUCCAGCAACAGUCAGGACAUCUACUCCAGCAACAGUCAGGACAUCUACUCCAGCAACAGUCAGGACAUCUACUCCAGCGACAGUCUGGACUUUAGCCGCGAACUCGACUCCCGGUAUCCCGAAUGCAACUGUUUCAAUACCAUCGACAUCACUUGACUCUGGAUAUGUCACAUACAUGAUGCCUCUUUCGCAUUUUUAUUCGGGUUUUGAUUCAACUGCAAACUGGACCUCUACUUCAGCAGUAAUCAGAACUUCUACAGCAGCAAACAGGAUUUCUACUCCAGCGGUAGUCAUGACUUCUACACGAGCGGCAGUCAGGACUUUAGCCGCGAACUCGACUCCCGGUUUGCCGAAUGCCACUGUUUCAGUACCUUCCACAUCUCUUGAUUCUGGAUAUGUCACAUACAUGAUGCCUCUUUCGCACGUGUAUUCGGGUUUUGAUUCAACUGCAAACUGGACCUCUACUUCAGCAAUAUUCAGAACUUCUACAGCAUCAAACAUGACUUCUGCUCCAGCAUCAAACAUGACUUCUGCUCCAGCGACAGUCAGGCCUUCUACUCUAGCGGCAGAAUCAAUACCAUCGAGAUCACUUGACACUGGAUAUGUUACAUACAUGAUGCCUCUUUCGCACGUGUAUUCGGAUUUUGAUUCAACCGCAAACAGGACCUCUACUCCAGCUUCAGUCAGGACUUCUACUCCAGCUUCAGUCAGGACUUCUACUCCAGCUUCAGUCAGGACUUCUACUCCAGCUUCAGUCAGGACUUCUACUCCAGCUUCAGUCAGGACUUCUACUCCAGCUUCAGUCAGGACUUCUACUCCAGCUUCAGUCAGGACUUCUACUCCAGCUUCAGUCAGGACUUCUACUCCAGCUUCAGUCAGGACUUCUACUCCAGCUUCAGUCAGGACUUCUACUCCAGCGGCAUUCAGGACAUCUACUCCAGCGGCAUUCAGGACAUCUAGUCCAGCGGCAUUCAGGACAUCUAGUCCAGCGGCAUUCAGGACAUCUAGUCCAGCGGCAUUCAGGACAUCUAGUCCAGCGGCAUUCAGGACAUCUAGUCCAGCGGCAUUCAGGACAUCUAGUCCAGCGGCAUUCAGGACAUCUAGUCCAGCGGCAUUCAGGACUUCUACUCCAGCGGCAGUCAGGACAUCUACUCCAGCGGCAGUCAGGACAUCUACUCCAGCGGCAGUCAGGACAUCUACUCCAGCGACAGUCAGGACAUCUACUCCAGCGGCAGUCAGGACUUUAGCCGCGAACUCGAUCCCCGGUUUGCCGAAUGCCGAUGUUUCUAUACUAUCGACAUCUGACUCUGGAUAUGUUACAUACACAAUGCCUCUUUCUCACGUGUACUCGGGUUUUACUUCAGCAGCAAUCAGGACUCCUAUUUCAGUAGCGAACUGGGCUUUUUCACCAUACUCAGUCCGAGCUUUUCCCUUCUAUCCUGCCAGAGCUUUUCCAUCCUUCUUUGCUAGAAUUCCACUGUCUCAUGCUGCCAGAGUUUUUUUACCCCACUCUGCUAGAACUCACAUGCCUGCCGCUGCCAGAACUCCCUCACCUCGCGCUGCCAGAGCUUCCCCGCCUCUAGUUCCCGGAACUUCUCCGCCUCUAGUUGCCAGAACUUCUAUCUCGUCUGCAUCUGGAUCGUCCAUGUCUUCCACCCCUCCAUCUUCCAUGUCUUCCACCUCUCCUUCGACCAUGUGUCCCACCCCUCCUUCGUCCAUGUCUCCCACCUCUCGAUCGUCUAUGUCUCCCACCUCUCGAUCAUCCAUGUCGUCGGUCUCUGGAUCGUCUACAUCGCACGUCUCCAGAUAG
Molecule: messenger RNA, 3678 nt
Organism: Argiope bruennichi
Lineage: Eukaryota; Metazoa; Arthropoda; Arachnida; Araneae; Araneidae
Product: mucin-2-like
Exons: 2
Coding region: 1-3678 (1225 amino acids)
Source: RefSeq, a predicted model, not a curated record